GUUUCAAGUAAUGAAGAAUCAGUUGUGAAGAAAAUAUGGUUUCAAUCUCUAACGCUGUGAAGCUGUCUCUCAUUCUUCAGUUCAUUCUGACUUUAAAUCUCCAUUUGAUUUAUGGCUCUCCAGUGUAUGAAACUCAAAAUACCAUACAAUGGAUCCCCACUUCAACUGAGUUUACAGUACUCGUCAAUACAUAUGUGAAAUUUCAGUGUCGGACAACUGGUGACAUAAUUCACUCAAAAAUUUGGCUAAAAAAUGAGACACAAAUUAAUGCCAACAAAAAAUACCACAUAAAUGACUAUACAUUGACUGUAAAUGAUCUUCAAUUAAACGACUCCGGAAUUUAUUCCUGCAUUGCUUUACACAACAAACACCCGUUUCGAGUCAACUAUACGUUAAAAGUCAUUGAAUGGCAACAAAUAGAAGACUCUUUAAGAUCACCCAAAACCGCUUCCAAGAAAUUAAGUCAAACAACGAAUACGAAAUAUGAGAAUGACAAUUAGAAAAUGGGGUCUUUCGAUGAAGAAUAUGGCGGUGACGGACAGCGGGGACUAUAUGUGUGUCGCGUCCAACAGGAAUGGAAAUAUAAAUCACACGAUUGUCGUUGAAGUGAAAGAUUUUUUGGCCCACAAACCCGUUUUUAAUACACACGAAUAUCCAUUGAAUCAAACGUUAACAGUCGGCCAAACGGCUAUAUUUGACUGUCAGUUUGUGUCAGAUAUGGAGGCAGUGGUCGAUUGGCUGAAAAUGAUUACAGACGAUAACAAAACUAUUAUUACUAAUCUUCGGUACACUGACCUGAAAUACGAGAAAACAAGUGUUCACGAGCUUUUCAUUCAUAAUCUGACAUUUGAAGACACGGCUAACUAUUCAUGUGUUGUUGAAAACUAUUACGGAAUAUCUUAUAAGAACUUUACUCUUAAAGUCAUUUCGGACGACCCUAUUGUUGAGGUAAUGCGCUCUUCGGAUACUCAUUGGAUAGCGAUUGGGCUAAUUGUGUCGACAUUUGUUGUCGGGUCAUUCCUCUGCUGCUGUAUUGUAUGCAGGCGUCCGAAGAAUGUGACCAUUUCUGCGCAAAAGAGUUUUAUUAUCAAAAAGAAAAUUAUUCUCGAGAAACCCGAUUCUGACAAAUCUAACGACUCGAUCGCACCGUUGGUUAAAAUUGAUUAUCAGGCCAUUGAAGUGGAUUCAGAUAUUUGUCGGCUUAACGGCUUGACAUCACAGUACGAGUUACCACUCGAUCCCGAGUGGGAGAUCUCCAGAGAUAGUGAUGACGAAGAGGAAGAAGAACCGGAACAGGAAGACGAGGAAGAAGAGAAUAAUGACUGCGAAGAAGAUGUCCAAAAACAGCGUCACUUCGUUUUCCAGAGGAAUAUUGACAAUAAAUGCUAUGAUAUAACUGAAUUAGAAAUCAGAACUAAGUAUUUGAGCGACAGAUUGAAUAUAUAUCGUGAUAAAGAAGACUUCGUCUAA
Messenger RNA from Medioppia subpectinata, 1470 nucleotides. NCBI's taxonomy places the organism in Eukaryota, Metazoa, Arthropoda, Arachnida, Sarcoptiformes, Oppiidae. The record is from the annotation of a GenBank genome assembly.